GUCACCCAGCCAUGGGCAUAGAGGUGCAAAGGCACCACUUUCACUAUUGAGAGGGAAUCUGGCUAAUUUUACCAACACAACAGGGGAACACCACUCAGAAAUUUGGACUGACCUUUGGACUACAAUAUAAACCAGAAUAGAAGCUGUGUUGCUUGGACUGAAUUGAUCUGAUCUUAUAUUCUAGCACAGAAGGAAAUAUUACGGAUUACCCAAAUUAUUCACCUUUGCACAGAACAUUGACUCUCCAACAGCUUCAGUCUUUAGAGGAGCGUUCAUUUCAGGAACCCUUUCAAAGAAUUCACAGUGCAUCCAAGUUUGAACACACCUCUCAAUUUCUUCCUUUUUCUCAAGUCUCCAUAAUUAAACUCUUUUAUCAUGGUUGUGGGUAAGAUGAAGUUCACUUUUCAGAAAAGGGUCAAGUUGGCCCAGGGUUUAUGGCUGCUCUCAUGGAUGGCAACUCUGGGUGGAGCGGUUACCUUCACUUUAGGAUGCUUCCUAAAGACUGAGCUUCGAAGGAGGGAAGAGGUAAUGGAUAACACAGACAUCCACUGUGUGCCCAACACCUUGAUGAUUGUGGGUCUGUCUUCGAUGGUCAUCAAUUACUUUGCUGGUCGAAUUUGCCAGGACGCCCUAGAUGUAGGGCGUUUCCCACGAUGGAAGACCUACUUAAAGCCCUAUUUUGGAUGCUCGGUAUUCUUCACCACCCUAAUGCUGAUCUCAGUCAUCUUGAGUUACAUCAUGAAAGGCAGUCUAGAGACCUCCUUGAAGAUAGGGCUAAAAAAUGGCAUUCGCUUCUACAAGGACACUGACACCCCUGGCCGUUGCUUCCAGAAGCAGUCCAUGGACCACCUUCAGAUGGAGUUCCAGUGCUGUGGUAACAAUGACUACAAAGAUUGGUUUGAGGUGCAGUGGAUCAGCAACCGUUACCUGGAUUUCAGCACUAAGGAAGUUAAGGAUCGCAUUAAAAGCAACUUGGAUGGCCGUUACCUGGUUGAUGGUGUGCCCUUCAGUUGCUGCAACCCUAGUUCCCCCAGACCCUGUAUCCAAUACAAAAUCACCAACAACACUGCCCACUACAGCUAUGAGCACAAGACCGAAGAACUCAACAUCUUCACUCACGGUUGCAGAGAAGCCCUGGUCAACUAUUACAUGGGGCUGAUGAACACCAUUGGAGCUGUAGUACUGUCUGUCUUUCUGAUACAGUGCUCAGUCCUCACCAGUGUGCGCCUCCUCCAGACUUCUAUGGAGGCCAUUGCAGGACAGGAGAAUGUAGAGAUUGAAACAGAAGGAUAUUUGCUGGAAAAGGGAUUAAAGGAGACCUUCAUGGAGUAUGUGGAUCCUGUGCUGAAACUCCUGUUGCUGAACCAGGUAUUUCCUCCUGAGGGCAAAUCUGAAGUUGGGGCCGCUGGGACAACAACUACCACCAGCUAAAGAAUCAGAUUUUAUCAGACCAAUUAAGUUAUUUCAGAUGGAGGUUCUCAGUUCUGUUGACUAAUAUAUGAAUGUUUUUAAUAAAUAUAAGUCUGUUUUAAUUACCCAAUUGUACAUCAAAUGUUUUAUUUUAUUAAUACACUAAAAUAGUUAACCUUAAAAUGAACAAAUCCUGAUCAGCAGUAUUAACAUGUGAAAUUUCACCCAGUGUAAUGAGAAGUCUCCACUGUUAAUACUGUCAAUCCUGUUACACCGACUACUUGACUAGUCGAUUAUUUUUGCCACUAGUCAACGUAUUGGGUCAGUUCUGUGGCCAAGCAUUGUGACUGGAGUCUUCAUUUUAAUGUGAGCGGGCAUGAUUUCCUACAUAUAUUGCAAAAUUACAAUUCAUGUCUUCAGGAGUUCAACUUUUUUAAUGAAAAAAAAAAAUGACUUAGUGCACCUUUUAAACUGAAAUAUGUUUUUUGCAUUCAUUCAGCAUGGAAUUAAAAGGAUUUUAAAUGUUAAAAGAUGGUGUAGACCAGUGGUUCUCAACCAGGAGGCCUCAGCACACUUCCAAGGGGGCCUCAAGUUGACUUAAAAUAAUUUUAAAUAAGAAUUAUUAAAAUAAUCCUACUUAAUUAAAAUUAACAGACUCUUUCUGAAAUUUCUGGAAUAAAAAAAUUAUCCAUGAUUAAUGAUUUUAAUCAGACCCAUCUAGUUUUGGGCAAGGGGGACUUCCAAUAUUGUCUUGGACAGUGGGGGACCUUGGAGUCAAAAAGGUUGAGAACCACUGGUGUAGACAUGCUCAAUGCUCUGGAAAUGCUAUAAAACUCAAUACUGCACUCGUGGAACUCUACAGAAAACUACAAUUACCAGGUCUAAUAAAAUCUAAAGUAUUGAACUGCUUUAUUGUGUAUAGCCGUUUUGUGGAAAUAGACGUAUACUGUAUUCCCCUCUACGUUUGUGUCUUUUUAUUGCCUCUUUCUUUCAACCUUUCACAUGUACACACAAAUAUACAGGUACAUACAUUUGUGUACAUACAGGUGUACAUACAGGUACAUACAUUUAAAAAAAGCGUGUAACCUUAGUAGAUAUGCACACACAUUUACAUGUACACAGAUCAGAGACACGUUCAGGAUAAUGAAGGAUGAUGGAUGAUGGCAGCAUAUACAGUGAAAGCCUUGUCUGUCUGUGUCCUCUAUUGUGACACCUCUCAAACCUGCCCUAAUCUGUUAAUACGCAAACUGCUGCACUAGCAAUAACACACACUGCAUCAGAUUAAACUUAAUGGAGCAGAUUAACACAAGAGGGAAGGUGAAUAU
Xyrauchen texanus (razorback sucker) is the source of this 2735-nucleotide messenger RNA. RefSeq names its product RDS/peripherin-like protein xRDS35. Gene Ontology annotation, cellular component: membrane. The coding region runs from base 376 to 1431 and encodes 351 amino acids. The record is from RefSeq and is a predicted model, not a curated record. NCBI's taxonomy places the organism in Eukaryota, Metazoa, Chordata, Actinopteri, Cypriniformes, Catostomidae. Gene Ontology annotation, biological process: visual perception. The transcript is spliced from 4 exons.